AUGGCUACCACAAGCUUCGCCCCCCUUUUCACCCAUGACGGCUCCUUGUCCCCUCAGUUGAUUGAGUAUCUGGAGGCUAUGGAGGAACGCAUUGUUUCUCGCCUACUCGCCGCUCUCCGCCCGACGUAUGAGGCUGGCGCGCCGGAGCAGACGCUCGCUAAGAUGGUACCGGUCGUCGUUGCUUCAACCUCCCCGCAGAGACCUCGCGAGUCUUCUAGCAAGCAGACACGUUCCCGCUCUGCCGCUAUCACACCGCGACCCUCCCAGCAGUACAAGGACGUCACCCAGAACCCAAAAUGCGCGUUCGAAGAACUGUGUACCGCCUUCAAAGUGUUGAAGCCCCACCAAACCUUUGACGAGUACUAUCUGGACGUCGCAAGCAAGAAGCCGCUUCCUUCACUUCCGAAAGCUGAAGAGCACAUACUUCUCCAUGCACCCCGCGUCGUAUCCGUUCUUGAUUACGCCAGUAAUAUUCCUCUACCCGACAUCACCAGCGACGAGGAAUUCUCCGACGAUUCAUCCGACGAUAUGUCUCUAUUCUCGUCGGUCAGCAGCUGUAGCACAUUCACCACAGAGGCGCCAAUGUCUCCUGAGUUUGACCAAGCCAUUGACGGAGUAGAAGACUCCACCGAAUUAUACGACGCUGUCGGUGACGACAAGAGCACUCCUGCUGAAGUCAAAGCGCCUAUUGAUGCAGUCUCGGCAGAGCCACCAACCACUAUCGAGCCUACAAGGGCCCCCCAGAGUAACGACGGCGCGACAGAUCCGCCCGUUACCGAAUACAACAACGAGGACGACAACGAUAACAACGGCACCGUCCACGUUGCCGCCGCCGGUGUACGUGAGAACCAGCCCAACACUCAUCAACAGACACACUCGACAGAUAUCACAGACUGCGAUGUCAGUACUAGUGAGCUGUCGAUCGUCUUUGGAGCAGCAUCGCAAACCGAAGCGAUGGAAGUCUGCAUCCCAGAACCUGCUCAUUCUCGUCCGGUCGACUCUCAAAACACGCGGCCAGAGUUCAGUCAGACCAUGGACGGGAUAGAGUCACCACCAGCUCCUCGCGAUACUUCCGGUACUGAACAGGACGGUAUGGAUGACGUUCAAGUCACCAGCCGCGUGGAUACCGAGGAGCAGAACAUGGUUGAUGCGCCCCCGCCUGAGAGCACUACUGAAUCACGAGCGAGAUCCAGGGUUAAGGCAAACACAAGCAAUCAUUGGUGGAAUGGCAAGGUCAAUUGCCUGCUAGAACUAAUUCCUGAUCUUCACCUCGUUCUGAAACAAGAUCUUCCAAAGAUGAUCCAGGAGAGGCAGACAAACCAAAUUCCACACCAGAUCUUUGGCUAUAUCGACAACGCAACAUCUGCGAGAGGGCUUGGCAACGACCUCGAAUCCGCCAUGAAGAACAAGCUGUUGACUAACGCACAGUUCAACAAGCUUGAGAAAUACGCAAAAGGAGAGCGUGUUGUCAUCCCAAAAGUCAGCAACUAUCCUACGAAGGAUACUGGCUCCUCCACAACUGCUGCCAAUACUACUGCGCAGUCAGCUACCCCUCCCGCUGCAGCUCAGACGUCGAUCGUCGGCGCCUCUGUGACGGGGCCGAAGGCUCUCAUAGAAGAAGAGCCGACGACAUCAGAGCCGGAGUCGAUCAAAGAGCGAUUCACCCGGCUCUUAUGUAACGCACGGGCAGAAAUGCUUAAAAACAACGAAGACCCUGCCUUGGAGAAAUUUCGAGGCCUAUUUAAUAUCUCGUUCCAGAAGCUAUCGGACACAGAUGUUGUGAUAGAUUAUCUUAUCAAACAUCCCCGAUACAAAGGACGCGAUAGCGAUGGGCGACCCCAAAUCGACAUGGCAAAGACCGUCGAUAUCAUACAAGCUCUUUACAAUGACCUGAACCCUCACGGUAAGGAACAAAUCGUCUGGAGGUGCAUGGAAGCUCUGGCCGCACAAGACGUGAAGGCGGAGAACGAGGAACUCUCUGGGUUUAUACGCUGCGCCCAUCGUCAGAAACCUCUAGAGAUGCUCUAUCGAAGCAUCUCAACGUCUAACUUUGCGUUGAAGGAGGCAGUGAAUGGAGAUGGAGCCCUCAGCUGGGAUGACAUGAAGGAUCUCGCAAAGAAGGAAGAGCGCCAGUACUUCGAGGAUAGGUCGAGAAUGAACGAUCUUCCGAAGUAUCGGGAAUAUAUGAAGGAGAGGGGGAUGUAUUGGAGCAACAUGGCCAACAUGAAGGGUCUGGUCGCUCAACAGGUGGCUGAUCGGGAUCCGGCUACGGGCCAAGUCCCCGCCACAGAUUCUGUUGAUGGGGCAGAAGCGGCAGGUCCCUCCAAAGGCAAGCGCAGCCUCGCUGACAUUCCGCACGAUGACGAUGAGCAAGAUUUGAAGCGGUUGCGAGAAGAGCCCGCUGAGCUCACUGAAGAGGAAGAGCGUGCUGCGAGGAAGAGGGGUGCACGAGGGCCUGCUGACUCUGAGAGCAGCGAGCGCGUAAAACGGAGUCGUGACUGA
This is a messenger RNA of Alternaria metachromatica, 2502 nucleotides long. RefSeq lists its product as uncharacterized. Lineage: Eukaryota; Fungi; Ascomycota; Dothideomycetes; Pleosporales; Pleosporaceae. The transcript is spliced from 2 exons. The record is from RefSeq and is a predicted model, not a curated record. The coding region runs from base 1 to 2502 and encodes 833 amino acids.